AUGACAAUGGCCUUUGGCGUCAUUCUCGAAACCGCCGCGCUGCUAGGUGCGUCCUGGAGCACGAAGAUCUGGCAUCUAUACUUGAGCCAAGGCGUUUGUUUUGGCUGGGGACUGGGAAUUCAGUAUCUUUCCACAACCUUCCUGAUUCCCCAAUGGUUCGACAAAAACCGCAGUCUCGCAGCAGGGAUAUGUACCGCUGGUAGUGGAACUGGUGGGCUUAUUUAUUCCCUAGCCACGCAUGCUAUGCUGGCCCAAUUUGGCAUUCCUUGGUCCUAUCGUAUCCUGGCAAUUAUUCAGUUGGUAGUCAACGCUCUCUGCGUGCUCGUCAUUCGAGACAGGAAUCCGCAGGGGGUGGGUGCGUACCAAAUGCCAAAAAUCAACUUCCGGCUUUAUCUCCGUUACGAAAUGUGGUUGUUUAUUGGAUGGAGCUUCUUCAGUGUGAUGGGGUUUAUGGUUAUCUGGUUCUCGCUUGCCACUUACGGAAGAAGUAUCGGUCUGACUUCCACUCAAGGCUCCAUUGUCACGGCUGUUAUGAAUAUCGGACAGAUGUUUGGUCGUCCUGCGGUGGGUCUCCUGAGUGAUCGAAUUGGACGGAUCAAUAUAGCUGCUUUUGCUACUUGCAUCAGUGGCUUGCUUUGUCUUUUGUUAUGGGUGUUUGCUCGAACAUAUGCAUCUCUUAUAACUUUUGCUCUGCUUGCAGGUAUAUUCUUUGGCACCUUCUGGACUGUGAGUCGUAAUUUUGUUGAUGAGUGUUCUGUUCCAUACUAA
Penicillium coprophilum is the source of this 768-nucleotide messenger RNA. RefSeq lists its product as uncharacterized. Gene Ontology annotation, biological process: transmembrane transport. Lineage: Eukaryota; Fungi; Ascomycota; Eurotiomycetes; Eurotiales; Aspergillaceae. The record is from RefSeq and is a predicted model, not a curated record. The transcript has a single exon. Bases 1 to 768 code for a protein of 255 amino acids. Gene Ontology annotation, molecular function: transmembrane transporter activity.